Messenger RNA from Trametes versicolor FP-101664 SS1, 889 nucleotides. RefSeq lists its product as uncharacterized. Bases 158 to 889 code for a protein of 243 amino acids. The record is from RefSeq and is a predicted model, not a curated record. Lineage: Eukaryota; Fungi; Basidiomycota; Agaricomycetes; Polyporales; Polyporaceae. Gene Ontology annotation, cellular component: endosome; trans-Golgi network. The transcript is spliced from 8 exons. Gene Ontology annotation, biological process: retrograde transport, endosome to Golgi; phospholipid translocation.
CCUCUCCUCGUUGACUGCGACGCUGCCUCAUACGCUCUCUCUGGCCGGAUAACGUUCUGCUCGCGCCCAUAAUUGUCCUGCUUCACUGCCGCACCGACACACUUGCACAUCUAUCUAGGAGCUCUGUGGUGCCUUGUGAAGGGACUCUACACAUACAAUGGUAGCAGCAUGGAUAUCCACGGUGGCUUCUGUCGGCAUGGCGGUUGGCCCUCCGCUAGUAUACGCCGACCAAGCCUUCUCAAUAGUGCGCAAGAAAGACUCAACAGGCUUCUCCCGUGACGUCUGUGCUAUCCUUCUAUUGGCAAACAUCACGCGAUGUUUCUUCUGGCUGAGUGCACGCUUUGAAUUCGCGCUGCUCUUCCAGUCCUUGUUCAUGAUUGUGGCUCAGCUAGCCCUCCUCUACAUCUGUACAAGAUAUCGUCCCAGAUUGAGCCCAGAGAACUUGGGUGUGUCAACGCGUCCAUUCGCCUUCUGGCAAUGGGAAACAUACACCCAAUAUCUCGAAUUCCUUGCCGCGUUCAUACUCUGCCAGGCUAUCCUGUUCUUGAUACUGGGACGGUCAGAGCUCUUCGUAUCGAUUUUGGGCUUCGUUGCCCUGGGCUUGGAGAGUACACUGCCUAUUCCGCAGCUCAUCAGCAACUACAAACAACGAUCUCUAUACGGCUUCCGCAUGUCUACCUUGAUUGGUUGGGUUGGAGGAGACUCCUUCAAGGCGGUAUAUUUCUUCUUACAAGGUUCGCCGCUCCAGUUCAAGGUCUGCGCAAUAUUCCAACUGUCUAUUGACUGCGCUAUCCUCUUGCAACGCGUGAUGUAUGGUAAUGCGCCACCUGCUACGGCUUUAAUCGAAGAGGACGACAUUGAGCAGGCUCUAGCUCUUAACGAGGAGUAG